This is a messenger RNA of Misgurnus anguillicaudatus (oriental weatherfish), 2061 nucleotides long. Lineage: Eukaryota; Metazoa; Chordata; Actinopteri; Cypriniformes; Cobitidae. The record is from RefSeq and is a predicted model, not a curated record.
UCCCGGUGGGCGCGGUUUCCGGUUUUGUCGCAGGUAGUUCGGUUUCACCCCCGUCAGGCCUGUGUCGGUGUGCGGUGGUGCCACCGGUGCAUCUGGAGCCCAGUGUGAGCGUAGCGCAGGGCUGGAGAGCAAACUUCCCCGCGAUGACAGAACACGAAUCGUCCGCGCGACUUUAACUCGAGAAGAUGUCUGAUGUCACCAAGACCGUGCAGAAAUGGCACGCGAGUUUUAAAAAGGGCACGGACUUUGAUUCGUGGGGGCAGCUGGUGGAAGCCAUCGAUGAAUAUCAAAUACUGGCAAGACAACUUCAGAAAGAGGUGCAGUCAUCAAACUCGCAUGAUUUUACAGAAGAACAGAAGAAAACCCUGGGAAAGUUUGCAACAUGCCUUGAAAUGAGAAGUGCGGCUCUACAGUGCACACAAUCCCAAGAUGAGUUUAAGUUAGAAGACCUAAAGAAACUGGAACCCAUCAUUAAGAAUAUUCUGACGUACAACAAAGAUUUUCCAUUUGAUGUUCAACCAGUGCCUUUGAGGAAAAUCCUUGCACCCGGAGAAGAGGAAAACCUGGAGGUUGAGGAGGAGUUGGAUGCUGGAACUGGAGCCGGUUCAAUACCAUCAUUCACCUCUAGGGUUCCAGGUACCUUGUUACCAAGGUUACCAUCGGAGCCUGGGAUGACGUUGCUUACGCUAACAAUAGAGAAGAUUGGUCUGAAAGAUGCAGGACAAUGUAUCGACCCUUACAUCACUGUCAGUGUUAAAGAUGUCAAUGGUAUUGAUUUGAACCCUGUUCAGGACACCCCAGUUGCCACACAGAAAGAAGACACAUACAUUCAUUUUAGUGUGGAUGUGGAAAUCCAGAAGCAUAUAGAAAAACUACCCAAAGGAGCAGCUAUUUUCUUUGAAUUCAAACACUACAAACCCAAGAAAAGAUUCACCAGCACAAAGUGUUUUGCUUUUAUGGAAAUGGAUGAAAUCAAACCAGGUCCCAUUGUCAUAGAGCUGUACAAGAAACCAACUGAUUUCAAGAGAAAAAAACUCAACCUCCUGACUAAGAAACCGCUUUACCUGCAUCUUCAUCAGACGCUACAUAAAGACUAAACAGAAAAAGGCCUGCCACAAAUGGACCAAAAACAAAGUGUUUCUCGACUGAUCAAAUUCAUUUUGGUGCGUCAUCACGCGUUCCCUGCAAUAUCAGAGUUGUCUUUAUCCUCUCACAUCUUCAGUGUUAUGGUUUGGGACGAUCGACAUAUCACCAACAUGCUUUAUUUUAAAGAGAGAGAGGAGACUAUUGACAUGCUCAUUGGUCAAGUUUUGCACAAAUGCUCUGUAUGAUGAAAAUUGUUUUGGGUAUUUAUACUUAAACAUUAUAUGAAAGAUGAUCUGACUGAAUCACAUUAUACUGAAUAUCUGUUUACUGCAGCUUGCUAACACUACAUUAAAGUUAAACCAGCCAAUGAUGGCGUGAGAGACCAGUUAAAACCAGCAAAAGCUUUUUCUCAAAGAUUACAUCAAUGUUGGCAAGUGCUUACAAACCACCAAUAAUACAAACUUUUCAGCUCGGGACUCUAGUCCAAACUCGUGUUUCUUGUCACAUUAUCUUUAAAAUCAAGAUGCAAGUUAUUAAUAUUGAAACAACUAAUGAUAAUAUGUUCACCCAGACUGUUUUAAUGUGUCUCAUGUUUGUAAACAUCAAAUUCAAAGGGGUGGUUUCCCAGACAGGGUUUAGAUUAAUCCAGGACUAGGCCUUAGUUAUUUUAGGACAUUUGAAAAGUUUUUACAAACAAACCUUACAAUAAACUAUACUGGUGUGCAUCUUGAGACAAAACAACGUCACUGAUAUAUAUUAAAAUAUGUCAGUGUUUAGAAAUUAAAGUAGCUCAAACAUGCAUUUUAGUCCGGGACUAGGAUAACAAGCCCUGUCCGGGAUGCCCUGUCCAAAGUGUUGCAUUUCUAUGAUGAUUUUGUAUGUGUUGUCAAAUAUAAGAUGUCUGUCACGAGUGGAUUGUUACACAGCUUUUUCAUGUCUCAUUUCUAAUAAAUGACAAUGCUGCUUGAAUCAUGA